AUGGCCGACGUCGACCUCAUCAAGAGCCGAUUGACCUCCCACCCAGAUUUCCCCAAAAAGGGGAUUGUCUUUUUGGACAUUUUUCCAAUCUUGAGAGACCCUCUCGUCUUCGAGACGCUCAUCUCGCACAUCGUCCAGCACAUCGCCUCGCACACUCUCGCCCUUACUCCCACCAAAAAAAUAGACGCUAUCGUCGGUUUGGACGCUCGGGGCUUCCUUUUGGGUCCAAUCAUCGCCCUGAGGCUUGGUGCUGCUUUUGUGCCAGUCAGGAAGAAGGGCAAGCUCCCUGGAGAAACCACUUCCGUUACCUACGAGAAGGAAUAUGGCGCGGAUUCCUUUGAAAUUCAAACGGAUGCAAUCAAGCCAGGACAGACUGUAGUUAUCAUCGAUGACUUGAUUGCAACUGGCGGUUCCGCCAAGGCCGCAGGCGAGCUAGUCGAGAAACUCGGAGGCAAGACUCUAGAAUACAUCUUCAUCAUCGAGCUCCUCUUCCUCAAAGCCUCCUCCAAGCUCAACGCUCCCGUCUAUUCCAUUGUCCAAAGCGAAGACUAA
Molecule: messenger RNA, 552 nt
Organism: Coprinopsis cinerea okayama7#130
Lineage: Eukaryota; Fungi; Basidiomycota; Agaricomycetes; Agaricales; Psathyrellaceae
Product: adenine phosphoribosyltransferase
Exons: 4
Coding region: 1-552 (183 amino acids)
Biological process (GO): adenine salvage; AMP salvage
Cellular component (GO): cytoplasm
Molecular function (GO): adenine binding; AMP binding; adenine phosphoribosyltransferase activity
Source: RefSeq, a predicted model, not a curated record